Penicillium antarcticum is the source of this 1659-nucleotide messenger RNA. Its product is annotated as cytochrome P450. The transcript has 4 exons. The record is from RefSeq and is a predicted model, not a curated record. Gene Ontology annotation, molecular function: oxidoreductase activity, acting on paired donors, with incorporation or reduction of molecular oxygen; monooxygenase activity; heme binding. Lineage: Eukaryota; Fungi; Ascomycota; Eurotiomycetes; Eurotiales; Aspergillaceae. The coding region runs from base 1 to 1659 and encodes 552 amino acids.
AUGUCUACUGCUAAAGAACGUCUAACACUUCUCAUUCCUUCUAUCGUGGUUGAAACCCUGGUGAUUAUCGCAUCUCGCAUGACUACAGAGCGUCCUGCGACAAUCUUUCUCUAUGCUUUUGGAGCCAACUUCCUCCUGCUAGCAAUAUGGAGGGUCUUCAUAUGGCCAUUCUUCUUCAACCCACUUAGACACCUGCCUACCGUCAGGGGCCCACUAAUCGGAGCAAAGGUUUUCAUGCUCCAUCCUCGCGGUAGUAUAACAAUAGACUGGCUCCGAACAGUCCCAAACGAAGGCCUAAUCCACUUCCGCGAAGCACUGAACUAUAGCUUCCUACUCGCAACAAACCACAGAGCUUUGAUGGAUGUCCUGCACACAAAUAGCUAUGACUUUGUUAAGCCGCCGGGCGGGCGGGAGUUCCUAGCUCGUGGGUUGGGAUAUGGACUCAUUCUUUCUGAAGGUGAUGCCCACCGUGCACAGCGGAAAGCUGUCACUCCUGCGUUCACUAUUAAGAAUAUUCGGGCUAUGUAUCCGCUUAUGUGGACAAAGACGCAGCUAUUUUUGAGUCAGCUUGAGAAGGAGAUUAGGAUGCAUGCUCUUCCUGGGCUGCAUAAUGCGAAUCCUGCUGGCUUUAUUGAGAUUGGGGGGUGGGCCAAUCGAUUGACUUUGGAUAUCAUAGGCCCUGCUGCGAUCGGCCGGGACUUCCAAUCAUUAGAAAAUGAGAACGACCCAGUCUCACAGAAUUAUUCCGCGAUUUUGAAGCCAUCUCCAGAUUUGAUUCUGCUUUUCGGUGCCUCGCUGCUCCUGCCGCAGUGGCUGGUGAAACUUAUUCCUUGCAAGGCUAAUAUUGUGCUCCCGCGGAAUGUGAGAUACCUGCGACAGGUAUUCCACGACAUUCUUCGUGAGAAGCGCAAAUUUCUCGAAUCCGAGAAGAGUGAACAGGAAGCCGCCGACGGCGAUAUCCUAGGCACCAUGAUGCGAGGCGGGGGGUUUAGUGACAGCGAGUUGGUGGAUCAGAUGCUUACAUUCCUGGCGGCUGGGCAUGAAACUACAGCCGGGGCGCUUACCUGGUGUUGUUACCACAUGUGUAUAGAGCCACAUAUCCAGGAUAAACUUCGUCAAGAAAUCCGCGAGACUAUCCCUUCCCCAGCUGCCUUGGUAUCUUGGCAAGACCUCGAAGGAAUGCCUUACCUCAAUGGCGUAUGCCAGGAAGUACUUCGUUUGUACCCCACAGUGCCAAUGACAGGUCGUGAAGCCAUCCGUGAAACGAUGGUCGCGGGGAAGAAAAUACCCAAGGGCACAACGAUCGCACUGUGUCCGCAGUCGAUUAAUCGUAGCCCGGAUUUCUGGGGCGAGACCGCAGAUCAAUUUUUGCCUGAGCGAUGGAUUGAUACUAAUCCCGAGACUGGCAAACAAUCCCCUAAUAAGCACGGAGGUGCAUCGACGAACUUUGCCCAGAUUACAUUCCUUCAUGGGCCGAGGGCGUGUAUUGGGAAGGAUUUUGCGAAGGCUGAGUUUCGCUGUGCGGUCGCGGGGCUAUUUGGUCUUUUCCAAUGUGCAUUGAAAGAUCCAAAACAGAAGAUUACAUUUGGAGGGACAUUGACCAGUCAACCUUUGGAGGGGAUGCAUUUGAAGUUGACAAAGUUAGGAGGGUGGGAGUAG